Molecule: messenger RNA, 3896 nt
Organism: Salarias fasciatus (jewelled blenny)
Lineage: Eukaryota; Metazoa; Chordata; Actinopteri; Blenniiformes; Blenniidae
Gene: pggt1b
Product: protein geranylgeranyltransferase type I, beta subunit
Exons: 9
Coding region: 20-1123 (367 amino acids)
Biological process (GO): protein geranylgeranylation
Cellular component (GO): CAAX-protein geranylgeranyltransferase complex
Molecular function (GO): CAAX-protein geranylgeranyltransferase activity
Source: RefSeq, a predicted model, not a curated record
CAUAGGUGCGGAUUCAAAGAUGGCGGAGGAGGAGAACCAGUUUGAAGAAUUUGAGCAAAUAGACUUUUUAAGAGAUAGACAUGUACGGUUCUUUCAGAGGACACUGCAGGUGUUGCCCGAGAGAUACGCGUCGCUGGAGACCACUAGGUCAACUAUUAUAUUUUUUGCCCUUUCGGGUCUGGAUGUCCUAGAUGCCCUCGAUAUGAUCGACAGGAACCUCAUGAUUGAGUGGAUCUAUUCACUACAGGUUCUGCCCACAGAGGACCAAUCUAACCUGAGCCGAUGUGGAUUUAGAGGAUCAUCACAUAUUGGAAUUCCUUACAGCACGAAGGGUCCAGGUGUGCUCCAUCCGUACGACAGCGGCCACGUGGCCAUGACUUACACCGGACUGUGCUCACUGCUAAUACUUGGGGAUGACCUGAGUCGGGUGAACAAACAGGCCUGUCUGGCCGGUCUCAGAGCGCUGCAGCUGGAAGACGGCAGUUUCUACGCCGUGCCGGAGGGAAGUGAAAAUGACAUCCGGUUUAUUUACUGUGCAGCCAGUAUCUGUUACAUACUGGAUGACUGGUCAGGCAUGGACAUCCAGAAAGCUAUUGAGUAUAUCCGAGGAAGUUUGUCGUACGACAACGGGUUCGGCCAGGGAGCCGGCAGAGAGUCACAUGGGGGCUGGACGUACUGCGCCAUCGCCUCCCUGUGUCUGAUGGGCCGCCUGGAGGAGGCGCUGAGUCAGCGGGAGCUGGACAGGAUCCGCCGCUGGUGCAUCAUGAGGCAGCAGAGCGGUUUCCACGGACGGCCCAACAAACCUGCAGACACGUGCUACUCUUUCUGGGUGGGAGCCACUCUAGAGCUGUUAGACGUUUUCCAAUACACAAACUUUGACAGAAACAGGAGCUUCAUCCUCUCCACGCAGGACCGGUUAGUGGGAGGCUUCGCCAAGUGGCCUGACAGUCAUCCAGACCCCCUCCAUGCCUACUUAGGACUUUGUGGCCUCUCUCUGAUCGGAGAGCCGAGCCUGCGAAAGGUCCACCCAGCUCUUAACAUCACCCAGAGAGCCUUUCAGCACCUCCAGCAGCUGCAGCAGACGUGGAAGAACGGCGCCGGCAGCUGCGGCCGACAGCACUGACAGCGGGACGACCAACGGCUCCGAACAGGUUCAGCGCCGAGGAGCGAGCGCCUCUCCGUUCACCAGCCAGAGGCGAAACCAGACUUCUGCUGUGUAACUCAAAAGCCAUUCGGCCGCUCCUCCGCUUGACGUUUUCCUCAUUUCUGGAAUCGAGAAAGUCGUCAGAAGUCCAUCUGAAAGCAAGUUUUCCAUUGAGCAAUAUACGCCGCACUUUUUCGCUGCCUUGUUAUUUAGUGCACAUAUAGUCAGUUGUUGGAAGAAGAAAAAAAAAAACGACGUGCCACAAAGUCAAAUUUGAGUUGCUGGAAACUUGAAGAAAUUCCAGAUGCCUCUGUUUUUGCAAACUUUGUCAUAUGAUGGCCUUUUGUAGCCACUGGCUCAUUAGCUUCAGCACUGUAGUUAGCCUCACCGUCCCAGCCAAGGAUCAACACAGCCAGCGCCGUGUGAAAGUUAUUUAUUGAUCAUCCGAGGGUUCGGAUCCGGAAGAGGCAAAGGAAGUAUCAGAGCUGUGUUUUUAACCUGGAGUCACAUCAGUAACAGUGAUUUUGCUUUUGUUGCGGUUUCAUUGUCAUUUUUAGGUAAAACACAGGCUCAUGCUUUCAUUCAAAGGUCCAGUAUGUUUUUUUCCACUUUAAAUGAAUAAGCUUAUGAAAGAAAUCAGCCAUAAUCCCAUUCAAUUAAUGUGGGUGUGCUGCUGUUAUACUGACGUCAGCAAGCUAAAACCAGAUAGGUCGUCAAAUCUUGUACAUCCAGCAUCUAGUCCUUCGUCUUCCAAUUAAACAAUUAGCAGGUUUUUUUUUUUUGUUUGUUUGUUUUUUUAGUACACAAAUCUGUUUUGAUCAAACAUCAAAAGAGCUGGACUGUUGACACAUUAACUACUGUACUUAAUAGUUAAACAUAAUUUACAUUUUACCUACUGCACCUUUAAAGACGAAGCCAUUCAAGCCAUUUUAUUGUUGUUUUUGCAUAUAUCAACUGUUUGCAAUACACCUCAGUGACAUGGCUUAUUUCAGGACAAAACCACCCUUUUUUGUUUGCAUUUUUCUGAAGACAAGCAGAAACAGAUUGAGCCUCUUAAGUUGUAGAAAUCUCUUUGAUUCCCGCCCUGAGGGAGCUCGAGAGUCUGCAACGAUCCCGCAUCCCGAGGCUCAUGAACACUGUGCUCAAUACUCCCUUCAAGAGGCAAAUCAAUAGCAGAGAGAUAAGACAAUGGCUUCAUAACUUGAGGAAACGUGUUUCUUUGAUCUGCAUUGGGAAUUGAUGCGUUAUUUUUGGUAUAGAAAGGAUGCAGGGCAAAAAAAAACAAAACAAAGAACAAUGAACGUGAACGGAGUUUACCGCUGAGGGUCAGGAAACAGAAGCAGCUGUGUGAGUCCAGGCUAUCUGCUCCCAGACUCUGCAUCGCCAUCUCUGUUCAGUCCAGACCAUCUGAUGCUCAUGGGCAUGGCGUGAACUCCAGCAUGUCAUCUCGGAUGCAGAAUUUAAAAUCAUAUCUUUUCAUCUGCCUGGAAUAUAUAAAGCGAUUGUGUUUCAGAGUGACGAGACAGACUGGCUACAAUCUAAGUAACGCUUGCUGAGGUUUGUUUCCAGUGUGAAGCUCCUUUCAAGCGAUCAUAUAGCAUUUCUUCCCUUGACCUGAGUCACAAACUGGAAUGACAGAGUUUUAAAUGUCAAACGAUAUCCUGACAUUUAAAUUCUUUGUCUGCUGCCUUUGCAUCGGCUCUGAUUCCCGGCUUCACUGAUUCCUCCUGAAGCCCCGCCCUUUUAUUCUCUCUCCACUGUCUCGGCGAACACCUGCUCCCUCUGUCUGAGGAGGUUUUUGUUUGGAGCAGCAGGUCAGAAAAUGCAGUUACCUGCAUCGUGCUACCUGCAGGAGCUUUCUGUGUAUCUCGCCUGCAGCCAAAUAAUCAAAUCCUCUCUGGUUUUUAUUCCUCCACGGAAGAUAAAGCUACCCUUGUUUUUCUUUCCCACCAGCGUGCUCUGCUUUUUUUUUUUUUUUUUUUUUUUUUUAAGGUUAGGAGGCAGAGCAGGCAGACUGAGGAAAGGAGAGAAGAGGUGAAUAAAUAAAUAAUCUGAAGCAUCUAUUAUUAAAAGUACACUGUCGAAGGCUGGAGUCUCUCUCUCUCUGAACCCAAACCGAAGCCCUCCCACCCCCUCCGAUGUUCUCCAGCCUUGUUUUGGUGCACAGACCAAUGCUUUUCAGUCAGUAAGAUGCUCCUUACUGUAGGCUUUGCUGACAUUUUACCCUCAUCGACCUUUUUCCGUGACGUAUCAUGUUGUUUUCCUGGCUGUGUUGAUGCUGUCACAUGUACAGUCAGGUUCCACUUCCAGUAUUCAUGUUUUUUUUUUCAGAUUUUGCACCUGCUGCAUUGAGCCUCAGACACAAGAAAUGUGAAGAUUCUAAUUCAUGCAAGUUGUUUUUUUUCCCUCUCUCUCUCUCUCUUUGUAGUCAACAUGAAAUACCUUAUAGAUCUGUAUCAAUAAUUAUGAGGUCUACUUUUUUUUCUGUCCUGAAUCCAAUACGGAAAAAUGCACUGAAAGCAAACUGCUGCUUCUGCAGCUGCUGAGUCGGAUCAAUUGAAAUCCAGUGAUCUGGCGUCCCAUGCAUCUCCUGACCUGACAUUUACUCCUCAUGCAGGUUCUUUUGGUUGCAUGUCUGCCCUCAGUGUGCGUGGUCUCACAGCUCAAACUUGACUUCAAAAUGUGCCUCAUGCAGCAUCGUCGUGGGUCACUGCUCUCUGAAUGCUCCUGCUCUCAAUAUGCUAAAAGUCAG